CUCAUCUCUCAGCCAGUAAAUAUCUCCGGUUAGCCGGCCAGCGUGCUUGCUCCCUGCUUGGUUAACCAUCUGAAUCUCCGGUGGUACGUCAUGGUCCGGGGAAAGACGGUGAUCGAGAAGAUCGAAAACACCACAAGCCGGCAGGUGACCUUCUCCAAGAGGAAGGGUGGGCUGUUCAAGAAAGCCAGGGAGCUGGGCGUGCUCUGUGAUGCACAGGUAGGGGUGCUCCUCUUCUCCAACACAGGACGCCUCUACGACUACUCCAACUCCAACACCGGGAUGAAAUCACUACUUGAAAGAUACCAACAGGUUAAGGAGGGUCAACAAUUCAUGAGUGCAAGCGCAGAAGCUAAGUUUUGGCAAGCAGAGGGAGAACGUUUGAGGCAGCAACUACAUAACUUGCAGGAAAAUAAUAGGCAGUUGUUGGGACAACAUUUAUCUGGCUUAGGCUUGGAAGACUUAAGUGGUUUAGAGAAGCAACUAGAAACGAGCCUGCAUAACAUUCGACUAGCAAAGGACCAACUUAUGAUUGAUGAAAUUGAAGAGUUCAAUAAGAAGGGAAACCUCGUACACCAAGAAAAUGUUGAGCUGCACAAGAAACUAAAUAUCAUUCAUCAAGAGAAUAUAUAUUUGCAAACCAAGCUAAAUGGGCAGCCAGAAGCAAACGGGGUGAUUACAAGUUCUUCUAGUCAUUGCAGCAUUGCUGCUCGAGAUGGCGCAAAUCUAGUUCGUUUGGAACUCAGCCAACCACAUCAUGCAGAAAGGGGCGAGGAACCAGAAUCACCAACACUGGGUCUCUGACUACCAGCGGACUGAUGGACAAAUAAGAGGCCAGAUGUUUCUACUAAAAUCUAAAAGGUCUGUCAGAUGAUCGACUGGAGUAUUGAUGUGGCAAUUCUAUUCUCAAUCAAAUGCUAGUUGUUGUUUCCAGUACGUCUACCCAUGAAUUCUACAUAUAAAAUUUUAUUGUGAGAUUUGCAACUUGCUCCAGGUAAUUUUCUUUUUCUUGUUCUCAAAAUAUGAUAGUACUUGUGGCUACUGGCUAGCAAAGGAACGAGAACAUCAUUAU
This is a messenger RNA of Triticum aestivum (bread wheat), 1069 nucleotides long. Its product is annotated as MADS-box transcription factor 23. Gene Ontology annotation, cellular component: nucleus. Gene Ontology annotation, biological process: positive regulation of transcription by RNA polymerase II. The transcript has 8 exons. The record is from RefSeq and is a predicted model, not a curated record. Gene Ontology annotation, molecular function: RNA polymerase II transcription regulatory region sequence-specific DNA binding; DNA-binding transcription factor activity; protein dimerization activity. The coding region runs from base 91 to 801 and encodes 236 amino acids. Lineage: Eukaryota; Viridiplantae; Streptophyta; Magnoliopsida; Poales; Poaceae.